Rhopilema esculentum is the source of this 3438-nucleotide messenger RNA. Its product is annotated as protein BCCIP homolog. The record is from RefSeq and is a predicted model, not a curated record. Lineage: Eukaryota; Metazoa; Cnidaria; Scyphozoa; Rhizostomeae; Rhizostomatidae. Gene Ontology annotation, cellular component: nucleus.
UUUGGCGUGUGUGCUCGAGGCUGCAAUCAAGAACACAUUGGUGUAAAAAUGGCUUCCAAACACAAAGUUGGCUUUGGAAUAAAGAGUGAUGAGCCUAGUGAGAAAAAAAAGAAAACCGAAGAGGACGAAAGUUCUCAAAGUAGUGAAAAAAGCAGCUCAGAUGAAUCAACAAUUUCGGAGGAAGAGGAUGAAUCAGAAAAUCGGGAGAUUGGUUUAGAAUUUGAAGGAAAAGCCAUCACAGCACAAGAUUUCCAUGGCAUCAAAAUGCUGUUACAACAGUUGAUGGUUACUUUACCUGUAAACCUCACUAAGAUGGCUGAUGUGAUUGUGUCUCAAACCAGUAUCGGAAGUACAUUGAAGGUCGUUGAAGAUGAAGAAGGUACUGUGUAUGGACUUUGUUCACUCAUCGACCUGAAUGCUGACAAAGAGAGAGAAAACAUGGCCAAAGAGCUCAUUAUAUUCCUCAAAGAAAAAUUGAAGCAGUCACCGAAGAAACAAUUAAGCGAGUUUUCUGAAUUGCUAGAAUGCAAUGUUUCCUUGCUUCUCAACGAAAGAUUCAUCAACAUACCUGGAGAGGUUUCUGUACCGAUGCUACAGUCGCUGAGCUCUGAGAUAAAAGAAGCAAAAAAGCAGGGAUGCAUAACCGAGGUAGACCAUAUUCUCUAUAUUGCCAAGUCCGUCAAGGUGGCUAGUGCGAAGGAGCUUCCACUCAUUAACACAACAGAAAACGGACCAUCAUCAAGUGCAUCGAAAAAAGAACGUAAAAAAUUGAAGGCUGAAAAGAAAGUUGCAGAGCAGUUACAAUUCAUCAACGAAGAAGAUGAGCUCUUUUAUAAGGAAUCUUCAUUUUCACUCAGCUAUUCAGUAACUAAUGCAACUGGGUUUGCUGUUGGAGGCCAAUGGGCCUUGGGAGAUGCUGCCAUGGACACAUAUCGAACAGUUAUGGUGAUAGAUUUCACAAAAUUUGAACGAAUUGUGGAAAAUCUGGAAGAUUUUUUUAGAUAGCAUAACAAGUAUUACAAUUUCUUAGUCGCUUUUGUCGUGGGCGUAAUUAAGCACAAGUUUCUGUUGGUUGCUUGAGAGCACUUUACCACUUGUUAAGCUUCAUUUUCCUGCUUGGAUCCGAAGUCUUAGCUUUCCAUUGAAAAUCGCCACAAAUAUUGACACAGCUCCCUAAGAAAUAGUUUAUUAUUUGGGGUAAACUAGAACAUUUUCAAGCAUUUCAUUUCUAUAGAAAUAGGGAAAAGAAUGAGUGUUAUGUGAGUUGGCUACAUCGCUGUGUUUAGCUGUAGAAUCCAUUUUUCAGUUAAUAUUUCUGCUCAAUUAAUCUUUCUGUUACUUACAGGGACCUGCAGUAAAAUGUCUAUUUUUUCUAUUUGCAGUUUUUCACCAUAUUCCUUACACGGUCUUAAACUUUUCAACACUUGAAUCAUAAAUAGAUGUUCAAAAUUUUCAAAAUUGUUAACUCGAUUCAGUAUUCAGUGUUUAUAAAUGAAAAGACAUUUUUAUCCAAAAACCAGAGCAGAAUUUGUCGUCAGUAGGAAAACCUCUUUCAAUUUUCGAUUACAGAAAGGACUUUUAUGGGUUCGAGGCUUUGUCCAACCACACUACCGUUUCAUAAUUUAAAGCAAAUCGAGUCUUAAGUUUUGUAAGCCGUUUGAUAAUGUGACAUCUUAAUACGAGGAAAAACGUGCUAGUACGAUAGUUUUUUAUAUGCUUUAUCUAUGUUUUGUUUCUUUUGCCUACUCGAUGUACAGUGUAAAAUAUUUUGCAAAACUACAUGCAACUUUUUAAAAGAACCCAGAUCUACCGAACAACGAAACGGAUUUGUUGCAGUCGUUCUUGCGAAAUUUUAGAAGUAGCACAAAAUGUUGUCCGUCUUUGAAUACACCGGAAAUGAAGCCCAAAUUCUGUGGUACCCUUUUGAUUUUUAUUCAAGUAUCUUUUUGACAGAUUGGCUUUGGUUAAGGCUCCUAAGAGCCUGUUUAUAUGAGCAAAUUUAUCCCACCCCUCAGCCCAUAAUCUGGCAGGUGGGAUGAAAUCAUCGAAUGUUUACAUGCAGAUUCUAUCCCGCCUUCCAGCUUGUUUGCUGACAAGUGGGACAAAAUUUGAUCGCGUUCAUAUGAACAUUUCCUCCCAUCUUCCAGCUUCAUACCACCUUCCAACAUUUAUAUGGAAAAAAUUCAUAAUACUUCAGUGAGAUCCCACCUCCCAUGCAGUGGGAUCUCACUUAGCCGGACUAGCUUAUUUUCCAUAUAAACGAAAGACGAAUAACACAAAGGAUUCUAUUGAAAAGUGGGAUCUCACCUCUUAGCUCACAGGCUGGAAGGUGGGAUGAUUUUCUCCAUAUAAAUAGGCCCUAAAUGCGAGAGAAACCGCGCAAAGCCCAGAGCUUGAAGCCUCAAUUAGAUCAUAGUGAAAGUAAGGGCAUUCGCAAUAUUCCGAUUCGUUCCUGCAUAAGAUGCAUCUCCAGCAAAUGACAGGGUAACUGGAGACCUUUGCCAUGUUGUUACUCGGUUUACGUCACGGUUAAGGUCAUUGGCAACGGUUUGUACUUCUUCAGUUUUUGCACAUAAUAAUUAAUCAUCAUCAAACAGUUUCAUUGUUAAAUAUAAAGCUACUUUUAUAUUAUUGCGUAUAUGUUACUUACUUUUAUAAUAUAUAUAAUGGAAUUUUUAGAGGAGGACUCAGCCAUUCCUUGUAAGUGCUUGAUAAAGAACAUAUUUUCGAAGAACAUAAAAUUGCUACUUCAAAAAACAUUUAACUAACAAUGUGCAUUUAGCAGACGUGAUUGCCUAACAAACGUAUCUUUUUGAAGUAAGGGCACGAGUUCUGUUUUUCUAGAAUUAUUACGACGGUUUUGACUAGAAAUAUAAAGUUCCAAUUAUUUUAUAUAGUACCUAUUGCAACGAAACGAGAUAGUUGAAAAGAAGUUGAAAAAUACCUCGUAUUAUCAUCUUUUUCGUAUUUUCUGAUUCUUCUUGUUGACAAAUUUCCCAAAGGAAGAUUCAACAACAUGCAAAACUAGGGAAAAGAUACAAGUCAAUUUUUUUCAAAUUCAGUCACUUGAUGCAAACACUCUUAACGUGAAGGGAAGUGGAACAUCAAUUUUUUAUUAGAAGCUGAAGGGUCAAAGUUUUAGAUGAAAGGUUGCUUGCUUUCUCCAGAAACUAAAGAAUUGCCUAAUAAAAAGUAUCCCAGAAGAUGUGUCUUUUUGUCGGAAAAGAUACGUUUUUCUAAGUGCUCUGUCGUCAGAAACAUUUUCCCUUUAGACAGAAAAAGGACCCCUAUUGUCAGAAGAAAUUUCUUUUACAGAGAAGGUAUCACUUUUUGAGAACCUCUUUUGACAUCUAAUUUGGACUGAAGACCAAAAUUUUAGUCUACAUCUAAGUUUUUCUAAUGUGAAACAGAUUUUAUGGCGAAAUUAAGUUCAAAGUU